UCUCAGUGCUGGUUCACCGCUGUCUACAUGCAGCUGCUGCUGGCCAUGAUCCUCCUGCUGCUGCUGCUGCUGCUGUUGCCUAUCUCCUGUAGGAAGACAGCAGGUAUGGUGGUGCUUGUGACUGCAACGGUUGCGGCUCUGGUGGUACCUCUGGUCAUCACCCUGGUCUAUCACCUGCCUCCCUCACAGCUCCCUCAACUCUUAUCCAGUGAAGUGUCUGAGUAUCAGCGGAGAAUGAUGUUAACACCGUGGUGUCGGGCGGGGCCGUGGGUGGUGGGCGUAUGGGCGGCGCUGCUCCUGCACUAUACAGACUCCCACAACAUCAACAUUCCUAAAUGUGGGGUACUGACAGGAUACCUGGUGUGCACCGCUGUAGUGAUGGCACUACUGGGAGGACUGUACCCCUACAACCAUGUAUGGCCCACUAGGCACUACACCAGGGCAGUGGCUGCCUCCUACGGUACUCUGGCCAGACCUUCCUGGGCACUCUGUAUGGCCUGGAUCGUCUUUACCUGCCAUACCCAUCACGCAGAAGUGGUGAACCAGUUGUUGUCGUACGCUGCGUGGUGGCCACUGAGUCGUCUGAGUUUCACUGUGUACCUGGUGGGUCCAGUGGUCCAGGUGUGGUGUGCAUCGGUCCAGCUCACACCAGUCUACUUCAACUACCUGUCAAAGUUAUUUGAGUGCCUGGGAGUGCUGUUCAUCUCAACAGUGCUGAGUCUUGUUCUCUGCUGCCUCCUGGAGAGGCCAAUCUCCUCCCUAGCUACCGCCCUCCUACCCUACCAAGGUAUGCUCUGA
Cherax quadricarinatus is the source of this 798-nucleotide messenger RNA. The record is from RefSeq and is a predicted model, not a curated record. NCBI's taxonomy places the organism in Eukaryota, Metazoa, Arthropoda, Malacostraca, Decapoda, Parastacidae.